Molecule: messenger RNA, 6382 nt
Organism: Mobula hypostoma (lesser devil ray)
Lineage: Eukaryota; Metazoa; Chordata; Chondrichthyes; Myliobatiformes; Myliobatidae
Gene: man1a2
Product: mannosidase, alpha, class 1A, member 2
Exons: 13
Coding region: 554-2518 (654 amino acids)
Biological process (GO): carbohydrate metabolic process; mannose trimming involved in glycoprotein ERAD pathway
Cellular component (GO): endoplasmic reticulum; Golgi membrane; extracellular exosome
Molecular function (GO): mannosyl-oligosaccharide 1,2-alpha-mannosidase activity; calcium ion binding
Source: RefSeq, a predicted model, not a curated record
GGUUCUGGUUUUCAGCAGUACCGGUUCAACUUAUAUUUUACAGCAUUUCUUUGCCAUUUAGCAUUCAGAUAUGUUUGUUAUGUCAUCCUUGACGACGGGGAAUUUCUGUUGUGCCACAACUGGCAAUGUACAACCUGAUCCGCAACGAAAGCUCGCACGUUUGAAUGUGAUCCCAAGGAACAAGCACUUCACUGUGGGAGAGUUUCCAACAAAGCCAAGCGCACCGAACCUGGAUGAUAAGGUGGUGCGCUUGCGCAGUGGCCCGUAGCGGGUUGGUUGCCGACGGAGAGGGAGGUGGGCCAGGAUCGCAGGCCCCGCCCCUUACUGCUGCUGCGCCGAGCAGCGCAGGCGCAGUGCAAGUCUACCUGAGCUACCUCCAUGAGCGCGGUCGGUCGGCGGGUAUUGGGCCGACGGCUCAGUGUUGGUCGCCCGGCGGCGGUAUUGAGGUGGUACCGGCGUCCCUGAGCUGUGCAUUCGGCGGAUGUAAAAUACCGAGAGAGCCUGCUUUCCUCGGCUGACAUCAGGCCUCCUGUACCCCGGCGGUUGGAGCGGGAUGUCGAGCCCGGCGCUGUUGCCGCUAUCGAGUCGCCGGUUGGCGGCUCUGAGUCCCGGUUCAUCUGUGUCUUUUUACCCGCAUCACAGAGCCACCCUGCGGCUAUCGGAGAAAUUCAUCCUUCUGCUCAUCCUCAGCGCCUUCAUCACCCUGUGCUUCGGGGCCAUUUUCUUCCUUCCCGACUCCUCCAAGCACAGGCGCUUCGACCUGGGGCUGGAGGACGUGCUUAUCCCGCACAUUGAACAGGACAGGUCGGCGGGACGGGACGGCAGCGCCGGACCACAAGGCGGCGGCGGAGUUAUGGUGCAUGGAGGCGGGGAGGAGCAUCGGCACCGACACAGGGAGGAAGAGGAACAACUGCGGAAAAUGAUCAGGGCAGAUCACGAGAGAGCUCUAGAAGAGGCAAAGGAGAAACUGAAAAAAUCCAAAGAUCAAAUCCGUGCUGAGAUUCAGACAGCGAAAAAUCGAGUGGCACAGGAUGCGAAGAAAAGAGAAGGCAAGCAAUUACCACAAGUAGCUAUUCCAAAACUGGUGGGAAUCAAUAAUGGAGACCCUGGUGAUCCAGAUACCAGAGAAAAGCAAGAGAAGAUUAAAGAGAUGAUGAAACAUGCUUGGGGAAACUAUAGACAGUAUGCUUGGGGGCACAAUGAAUUGAAACCUCUUUCAAGAAAAGGUCAUUCAACCAAUAUAUUUGGAAAUUCUCAGUUGGGUGCUACCAUUGUGGAUGCAUUAGAUACGCUCUACAUCAUGGGACUUUUUGAUGAGUUUCGAGAUGGGAAAGAAUGGAUUGAGAAGAACUUAGAUUUCAGUGUGAAUGCAGAAGUCUCUGUCUUUGAAGUGAAUAUAAGGUUUAUUGGAGGUCUUCUGGCUGCCUAUUAUCUCUCAGGAGAGGAGGUCUUUAAGCAAAAGGCAGCACAACUUGCUGAGAAGUUGCUGCCUUCCUUUAACACCCCGACUGGUAUCCCUUGGGCAAUGGUGAAUCUGAAGAGUGGUGUUGGACGGAACUGGGGCUGGGCAUCUGCUGGGAGUAGCAUUUUGUCUGAAUUUGGGACUCUGCAUUUGGAGUUUGUGCAUCUGAGCUACCUGACAGGGGACCCCAUCUACUACAAGAAAGUGUUACAUAUUCGGAAGUUAUUGCAGAAUAUGGAUCGACCUAAUGGCUUGUACCCUAACUACCUUAAUCCUAGGACAGGUCGCUGGGGCCAACAUCAUACUUCUGUGGGUGGACUAGGAGACAGUUUCUAUGAAUAUUUGCUGAAAGCUUGGUUAGUAUCUGAUAAGACAGAUACAGAAGCAAGGAAAAUGUAUGAUGAUGCAGUGCAGGCUAUCGAGAAGCACCUUAUCAGGAAAUCAAACAGUGGUUUGACUUUUAUUGGAGAAUGGAAGAAUGGUCACCUUGAGAGGAAAAUGGGUCACCUGACAUGUUUUGCUGGAGGAAUGUUUGCUCUCGGGGCAGAUGGAUCCCCAGACGAUAAAGCAGGACAUUAUCUACAGCUUGGUGCAGAGAUUGCACACACCUGUCAUCAGUCAUAUGACAAAACAGUGCUAAAGUUAGGCCCUGAGGCAUUCAAAUUUGAUGGUGGGACAGAAGCAGUGGCACUGAGGCAAAAUGAAAAAUACUACAUCCUUCGGCCAGAAGUGAUAGAAACUUACUGGUAUAUGUGGCGAUUCACCCAUGAUCCCAAAUAUCGGCAGUGGGGCUGGGAGGCAGCUCAGGCCAUCGAUAGGUACUGCAGGGUGAUUGGGGGAUUUUCAGGUGUCAAAGAUGUCUACUCUUCAUCGCCAGCCUACGAUGAUGUACAACAAAGUUUCUUCUUGGCUGAAACACUAAAGUACCUGUACCUCCUGUUUUCUAGUGAUGACCUCUUACCCUUGGACUAUUGGGUUUUUAAUACAGAAGCUCACCCUCUUCCUAUUUUACGUUCUAUGAACUCUACCAUGUUUGGAAAUAUGGUACUUCAAUGAAGACUGCAAGAGAACUGGAAGUGAACUCUACUGUUUUGUCGUAGUGCUAGCAGGACAAGUGCAACUAAUCUUCAGAGAAAAGAAAGGAUCCUAAUCAGUAAGACUUGAAUGAUUUGAGAUUAAAUCAUGUAAGAAAGAUGUGGACUACUGAGGGAAUACAUCUUUCACAGCAGAGUACAAUGAAUGUACAAGUUUACUAUGGUGUAGUUGGCAAUCAGUACAGUGUGAAUGCUGUACAAUUAACUUUAUGACUGAUGUUCAAAGAAAGCUUAACAGCACUAGAUGUAUGUAAGUAGUACAGGAUAUUUUUCUUCUGCACUACCUAAAGCCAUUGAAUCCCUGGCAAGAGUGGAAUAGCCUCAGUUUUUAAAGAAAUGGUAUCUCUUUUGUGGAGUUUCCGACAUGUGGUUCUUCCUAUCAAAUUAAAAUGAAGAUCUUUCAAUUUUUGCAGGGAAAAUCCUUGCAAAAGGCUGCCUCCAUGUUAAACAGAGGGUUUGUUCCAAUUCUGAUGUAGCAUAUGAUUGCUGAUAUCUUGGGUUUGAUUGUUGGAAUCUUACCAUUAUAAAUGUGCUUGUAAAAAUUUCUGCACCUUGCAAAUUUUCUUUACCCAUAAAGGAGUCUUUGCAUUGAUUUUUUUCAAAAAUAUUGGUAUCACUUUCAAAUGAGAACACCUAGCUAACUGUAAGUCUUGGUUUACUUCGGAAAGAAUUAAAUCUUUUAGUGUAUUUUCCAGUGUUGUAAAAAGGUGUUCUUUUUCCAGGAUAUGUGUUUUCAUUUGGACAGAAAAGCUGUAGCACUUAUUAGUCUGCAGUAUUCGUUUCCAAAAGAGGCAGAAAGUUAGCACCACAUUUGAGACUGAACCACUUCAUUGUGGUAAAAUAAUUAAAAGAUGGCUAAGUUUGAUCCUUGCUUUCCUUUUAGUUCAUAAUUGGCGGUGAUCAAGAUUUUAAAAACUGCUCUUCAGCAGCGGUGAAUAAAGGUCCAAAUAAGAGUUAAUCAAACUUCCUGGAUUUGGUACACACCUUUUACAGUAUUAAAAGAGGAAUUGAUCAUUUGUGUUGUAAGCAUCACUUAAUCAAGGUCUGUAAAGCAUUUAACCCUGAAUGAUACCUACAGAAAGUUUGAUUGUUUUUCAUUUCCCCAAACUGAAGGAUAUAUUUAGUUUAUACAAUCUGCUCCUCUUAACUCGGUUGCUUAAAUUAUCUGGAAUUUCAAAUUUUUUUAACUCAAUUCUCAGCAUGAUGUAUUAUUUAUGCUUAAUUCAAAUUCAUGGGUAAUUUAUCUCUUCAGUGCAAAUGUGACUUUGAAUUAUUGGGAGUAGAAUGUAUGCAUACUGAAACAAAGGUGUACCUAAUUAAAGAAAACCACUGAUGUCUGAGGUUUUAUUGUUUACUGUAUUAGCUAGUGUCUACUAUAAGUUCAGGUAGGAUGUAUCCCCUUCUUCCCCCACGAACUCCGUAAUUAAUGGAAAAGAUUCUUUGGAAGAGAAGAGGAAAUCUUUAUUUUAAGAGCCUACUUAUUGCAACAUGAAGCUGCAUUCCAAUAAGUGAAUAAAACUUAUUACCAUUUUAUUUUUUCUGCCCUGCUAAUGCAAAAAAAGAUGUUCACACCCGAAAUCUCAAUCCUGUACUCAUCCUGACAUUUUCCAAGCUUAAAAUGCGGACUAAUUCAUUUAGUUGGUAAUUGAUGACUGUGGAAUGGUUGUGCCUUUGACUCCAUCCCUGAUAAUUGCUGACUACUUUGUGUUCAAAGUAAAUUGUGUAUACAUUACUAUAUACUACCUUUAAGUUCAUUUUCUUGCAGGCAUUUACAGGAACAAUAAAGAAAUACAAUAGAAUCUAUGAACAAUCAUAUAUAAAUAAAGACAAACAACCAAUGUGCAAAAGAAGACAAAGUGUGCAAAUAAAAGAAAUGCUGAGAACAUGUGUUUUAAAGAGUCAUUGAAAGUGAGUUUGGAGGUCACUUUCAGUUCAGACAAUUUUACGUCCCUAUUAACCCGCAUGGUUUGGAAUCGUCCUCUUUCAAAAAUCAGUUAUCACAUUUUCCCCUAUAAAAACAUCCUCAAUCUUCCUGGUUGAAAACUAUUAUCAUCAGUUGUAAGAUGGAUAAUUUUUUUGGUAUGUAUUUCAACAGAAUAGUUCCUGAAAUAACGAUUCUAUUCUCUUUUUAAGGGAGUUUCUUUUUCUUGUUUCAUACUUUCUUAUUUGUCUGAUGCUUGCUUUAUUUGUAGAAUACCUGAACUAACUUAUUUCAUUAUUUUUCCAUCCUACUGUUUUUGGAAUGUAUCACUCUGCAAUAUCUUUCUGCUCUCAAGUCCUUAACAUAUGACUUGUCAAAUUUGCUGAACUCACUCAGUUUUAAUUAUUUGAAACGAGGUUUCUGUUCCUUCCUUAACAGCGUCUAAGUGGUCAUAAUCAAGGUCUGUACAUUAAUGCUUCAUUAUUUAAUCAUGUUCUUGAAUUUUGAGCAAGCUUUGACCUAAUUGAUCAUGCUAUUUUCCUGUAAUGUAUUUCCUCCAUUCUGUAAUUUAGUCAUGCCGUCAAUAUUUCAUCAAAAGUGAUUUCAGUUUCCACAUUUGUAACAUUGCAAUUCUCUAUCCAAACCUCACUGUCUUUUGCUGAAGCUCUUAUUUUCAAUAUUUAAAAUAUGCUUUUCAUUGCCUUUGUGCUAUCUUUGUGAAGUACAGGAAGAUUUUCUACAUUAAAGGUAAUAUACAAGUUCAAGUUGUUGAUGCAGAAUGAUGUCUUCCACCAAUGCAGCCCAUACUCUACCCGUCCCUACCUGCUUCAACAACCACCACCUCGAGAAAACUUUACUUCUCUAGGAAGUUGAUGGGAAUAUACAAGGUAUUGUUCAUUAAGUGAUUGUUGUUAACUACUUUGCCAUUGCUGUUAGAAGUUUAGCUGGCUCAGCAGGAGUUACCUUUUUUGAUAAAAUUCUACAGAGGCAAAAAUUUAUAGUUAAUCCUGAAGACCGAUAUCAAGAUCACAUCUGUUGAAGUAAGAAAUAGUAUUUGAUCCCUGAAGGCAGCGGUAUCAUUCAGCCAUUUAAUUUUCCUGCCUUUGUCCUCUUGAUUGCUUUAAUAAAUAGAAAUCUGUUGACCUUUUAUUCUGAAUUUAAUUGUACAGACUCCACAGUCCUUAAAAACUGUGGUGCAAUUUCACAGUGUCAAACAUUUUACAAACAAGUCGAUGCAUUUUUGAUUUUGUUUAUUUUAGGCUUUGUAGUGAAAUCUAGUGAUUCAGUAGUGAUGAAUUUAUAGAUUUGAAUCUCUUAACUGGGAAUCUAAUUUGAUAACAACUAUCCUGAAAAAUCCCACUUUAUAACUGAAGAGCCUGUUACGAAUUAAGAUUGUGUGAAGUCAGCUAACUUACGUUGUUUGGGAGUUUAAAGUGAGAGGCUCAGAAACCACACUGCUUUUAAUACACUGUAACCUUCAGUGUGUGAGUUUGGUACUUAAGUGUGUUUAGUGAGAAGGGUCCAUGGGAGAAUAACCUUUGAUUCCACUAUGUGACAUUAGUACAGGAUGAGUAAAUCGGUGGUGGUUCAGAGUCAUACAGCAUGGAAACACACCCAUGCUGAGUCCACACAAACCAGUAAACACUCUUUACAUUAGCCCUAUGUUGAUCCUAUUCUCAUCCCAUUCCCGUGAACUCCCCUCAGAUUCUACCACAAACCUACACACCAUGGCCAAUAUACAGCAGUUAAUUAACCUGGGAAGUGGGAGGACACAGACGCAUCAAUGGGAAGCCAUGCAGUCAUGGUGAGAAUAUGCAAAUUCCACAGGGAACAACAGGAAUUCUGCAGAUGCUGGAAAUUCAAGCAACAUACAUCAAAGUUGCUGGUGAACGCAGCAGGCCAAGC